AUGCCAGAAGUAAUUAGACCACUGGGGAUUCUUGAACGAUUCUAUGUAGUUCGUCAAAAUGUUCGUUAUUACCGGAACGUAGCGUUCACCGUAAAAUAUCAAUGGAAUGAUCUUAAAAAAACUUUGAAUAAAUCCUCUUCCGUUAAAGGGGGAGAGGCUAAUAAAAAGGAUACUAAACUAAACUCGAGCAUUGAAAUUCUCCCGACUCCGCGUCAACAAAUAUUAAAGAUCCUAUAUCCAACUCUUUCUGCCCUAAUCCAAAAACUUCCGUCGCUCUCUAUGACAAUCCGAGGCACCAAGACUUCAGGACCCCUGUUCAUUCAACUUGAAGAAAUUGAUUUAUCAAGUCUUGUCACUUUUGUUUCAGUAGCAUCCAUCGAGGACCUUGGGAGGGCCUUGGAAGAACAACACGAUCUUGAAUUUGAUCAGGAAGAUGAGAGUAAACCACUCUGGAGAAUCUUGAUUGGAAUUUGCGACGAAAGUAGGAAUAAAAAUAAAAAACUAACAUUUGAUCUCUCGAUAACGUUUGUUUGGCAUCAUAUACUUGGCGAUGGAAUGAGUUCCAUUGCAAUUCACGGUGCAUUCUUUGAAAUAUUGAAAAAAGUUGUCGACUCAAAUUUAACUGAGCAAUCGCAAAACCUCUUUGACCCACUUAUUAAAGUACCUUCAAAUUCCACAACGCCUCUCAUCUGCCCACCCCUUGAGCAAAGGUUGAACAUUCAGCCUACGCUCUUGCAGAUCUUUAAAGAGGCCAGCAUGGAAUAUUUAGUACCCAGCUUCCUAAAAAAACACGUUUUAGGAAAAUAUUGGGCGGGAGACGUGCAUUCUCAAGACAUCCUAGAUUUUCAUUCAAGACUUUUGAUGUUUUCUUUAACACCGGAGGAAUUUGAAGAUUUGGUUGUCCUGACAAAGAAAAAGGGGACAACGAUUAAUUCGGUGUUGCAUACUGCCAUGAUAUUUUCCGCAAUUCAUAAUUUAUUGAGCGAUAAAAACGAGAGAGAAAAAUCCGAUUGGUCUUUAAGAACUUCAUCACCCAUAUCGCUUCGAUCUUAUGCAUCGCCACAAAUACCACUGUCAGAUAUAGGAAAUUACGUUACAAAAUUCGAAUUUGAUUAUAGAUUUGAUACUCUAUUGGAGCCCAAUCGAACUGAUCCCGAACCAACAUUCUGGAAACUUUGUCAUACUUACAGAUCGAAGCUCAUAUCCAGUAUACCGCAUGCCAUUGGACACGUAGGAAUGUUAAAUUACCUGGCGAAGGACAACGACGCAUGGGAAACCUUCUUCCGUAAUCAGAUGGAGUCAUUAAACAUGGGAAGAAGUUCUUCCUUAGCAUUGUCAAAUUUGGGAAAGUUUCCAAUGGACCUCGUCCCUUCUUCCUUAAUUCAAACUGAAGAAAACCUCGAAUCACGCGAGAUUUCUAAAAAUCCUGUCGUCGAUAACGGUAAUAACAGUGGUUUGAAGAUAGUAGACAUGUUGUUUAGUCAAUCUCCAUACAAAGUUGGACCUGCAAUUUGUAUACAUAGUGUGUGCUAUAAUAAGAAAUUGAAUUUAAGCGUGGUUUAUCAAAAAGGAGUAAUAGCAGACGACAAGAAAGUUGAGAGAUUUGGAGAAGGAAUUUUAAAGUGUUUAAGGACUGUAUCCAGGAAAGGUGACAUUGAAAUUGGUGAAAGAUUAUAA
Acaulospora morrowiae is the source of this 1677-nucleotide messenger RNA. The record is from the annotation of a GenBank genome assembly. NCBI's taxonomy places the organism in Eukaryota, Fungi, Glomeromycota, Glomeromycetes, Diversisporales, Acaulosporaceae.